Molecule: messenger RNA, 7127 nt
Organism: Pecten maximus
Lineage: Eukaryota; Metazoa; Mollusca; Bivalvia; Pectinida; Pectinidae
Product: probable G-protein coupled receptor 75
Exons: 2
Coding region: 1818-3278 (486 amino acids)
Biological process (GO): G protein-coupled receptor signaling pathway
Cellular component (GO): membrane
Molecular function (GO): G protein-coupled receptor activity
Source: RefSeq, a predicted model, not a curated record
AUAGACACUUACUGAGCGCGGAUUUGUAAACGCUCCCUUCAAUCGUUUAAUGGCCAAGUAAGUUCCUGUUGAUCCUUCGUUUUCGGACAGGAGUCUACAGAUUUUUUAAUUUAAAUAUCUCUUGUCGAUGUGAUGUCGUAAAUUUUGAGUAAGGUUUAUCCCUGUGGAUUAUAUAGCACUGUGUUUGCCCAGCGGUUUGCCAGUUUAUAGCUGUGUGCGAGGCGGCCUGUUAUCACUAUAAACUUGUGCUGGUUGUGGUACACACUGUGUACGGCCAUACCUGGGAACUUCUUUGUGAGUACCUGUAACACCAAAACGACGAGCUGUAUAGGAUACCUUCUCUCUGUCUUAAUGGUGUGUUAAAGGACUAUCUCAAGCGAAAAAACAGUGUUUAGUGCUACAAAGACGAGGAGAAGUUAAUACACUGGAGACCAUACAGACUGUCUCUAUAUGAUGGGACCAUCGCCAGGCAUGAAAAGCGGAGAAAUGAUGGACUCGAGGUUACCACAAGGCCGUGACUGGGGGACAAAGGACCAGUGAGCUCUAACACCCGGGCUAACGUACCCCGUCAGCACUCGUCCGUACCACUAUCAAAUAUCGUCGGUAAGAGGGCUGUAAUGAUAGCUUGUCAGUCGCAGCCGUCAUACCACGCCACAGUCUAUCCACCCGGUGUACACACACUUGUAUACAUGUGAACUGUCGGCUUUGUCAAGAAAGUGAACAUUUUUCUACCUGGAUGAAUGAUUACCUAUAGGUCAUAUGCAGUCAUUAUGCCUCGAUUGAAAAAAAGCGAAUAAGAGAAAAUAAACAUAAUUGGAUUUUUUAAAUGUUCUUUCAUCCGCGUGUUUGUAGAGAUUUUCAAUCGUCUAAUGCUAUCGUAUAGUGUUGAACUUAUUCCCUGCCAGAAUAUAAGUCGUGUCAGUGUGUUUGACUUGAUUUAUCCCGAGCAUACGAGUGUCUCACACCCAACUGGCCAAGAGAGCAAUUUAGCUGGAUAAUAUUUUUGACUGGAGAGAUAAUUAUAGGUUUGUGAACGAUCGACCGUUAUUGACAAUGAGGCCUAUGUAGACCCAUCAGAACGCGGUAUUUCUUCAGUGUUUGGCGAACCAUCGAGGUCUUCAAAUCGCAAAUAUACAGCCAAGCAACACAGGAAAAGCCAAUGGAGUAAAGAGAAAGUUUUCCUAACACAUCCUGUUGCUACGAACCUGAGACAAGGUCAUUAUACACACUGAACGAUAGUGAGGGAUAGCUAAGACUUUGUUUAAAAGAAACUUUGACAUCCAAAGGUAGAGAGUGGGGUUGUGUUAAAAAUCGCCGAGAUUAUCGAAGUGUGUAACAUAGGUCGCCAUCCUGGCAGUGUGCAGCCAGACGUUGAUGCUCGGUAUGUAAACAGUGUAUGUGAAGCGCUGCUGAUAGCGAAGUAUACCCAGUACGUACCCGAUCACUCGGAAUAAUGACGGGUCGUCCGUGGCUUACCUGUCAACCUUCAUAACGUUUAAAUGAAUAUUGUUCUUGCCGCGACAAACCCCAUCUCACGGUCAAUUACUCGGGAACAACGCAGCCAUUUUAGGCCGCUUACACCGUUCAGGAAUCAAACUGUCGGAGACCUAUACGGUAAUUCGAUGGCGGAACAAAUGAUUAGUUGGUGAACAAUUGUAAUUCUGAGCUAUACGACUCCUUCGAUAGUUUCUGUUGGUGUUCAACAGACCUGGAUUAAAACUAAGACGUUUAGUAGAUAGCUGACAGUGUCUAACAGUAAUGGUGUAGGUGUCCAGUCAGUCACAUAUCGCAAACAUGUUUAGACUGUGACACCAGUUAUGUCUGACAGCAUGUUUGAGUAUCGGGAGAUUCGGGAACCUCCUCGAACUAACUGUAGCCAACUUCCCGACUCAUGGCACUUCAAAGGACACGUACAUACGGCUUCUCUGGCUGUGUGUACCGUGCUCAUCAUAUUCGUACUUGUACUGGGCUGUGUGGGCAACGGAAUUGUUCUCCUAUCUGCUCUUAAAUGGAAGAAGCUGCGAACAAACUUCGAUGUGUUGGUGCUAAACUUAGCAGGGGCAGACUUCCUUACAUGUACGUGUUUGGCCCCUAUAUUUAUGUUCCUCUUGUAUUCGGACCCUCCGACUCCUGUAACGUUUUGUGGGAGUAUCCUGUUCAUGGGGACGGUCAGUGGAAUGCUAUCGCUGUUGACCUUGGUUGCUAUUGCCCUCCAUCGCCUGUCCCGUGUGAUCGGACGGGCCAGGGGCUCAUUAACAUUAAAACGUACUGGGGUAAUUUUAGGGAUGAUCUGGAUUGUGAGCCUGUCGGUUUCCUUAGGCGGGACGCUUCACGUGACGUUGGACUGGAAUGGACAAUUGGGAACGUGCCAACCUAUUAUCAACAGUCCCAAUCGCUUUCAGCAAAAUUUCGUCUUAUUCUUCUUAGCACCUGUGACAAUAGUGAGUUUCGUAGUGAUCACUUUGUCUUAUUCUGUGAUUUGCUGGACAGUUCAGAAACAGGGGAGGUUGAUUCCAGAGAGCGGAUCGUCCCCGAAAUUCCCCGGAGAUAGUCACGACAGCCAAACUUCGGAAUUCCUCCGGGACAGUCCACAAAAGGGCUGUAGUCCUGUGACCCGCAAUUGUUGUACGUGUUCCAGCCAAAGCUUUGUGAACAAGGACAACAAAGCAUUGACAAUGUGUCUGGUAGUCAUUUUUACAAUGGGACUCUGCUGGGGACCUUUAAUUAUUUCGCAGUUUAUCGAAAUCAUCACAGGAGAAUCCAUUAUUCUUUAUCAAGUGAAAUUAUGUGGAAUAGCUUUAGUGUUUCUUAAUAGUGCUCUUGACCCUUAUAUAUACGCCCAGCAUAUUGGUCAAAUGAAACACAGGUACAGUAGAUGUUUUAAUAGUCUAGUCACAUGCAAAUCAGUCAGUCAGCGAGUUGUGUCAAGACUACCUCGCGGUAGUCAAUUAGGAGUGGACGUAUCCGCCAACAAACGGACUAAGUCCAUUCGGGGUGGUGGGGGGUCCACCGACAAUACAAAGACAGCCGCAUUAGUACCUAGUAGUAACAUUAAAAAACUGAUAGAGAAAUGUGUGUCGCCCUCCACUACCACAGUUAACCAGGCCAGUGUUUACAGACACAACCUGCUCCUCCACACCAACUCAUGCAAACACCACACAAUCUCCCCCCGGAUUGCCGACUGCAGUACGUACGUAGUGGAGGAGGGGUCAAGAGGGGUCAUCAACGGCUCCUGUAGCCAAACGACAUCAAAGGAAAACCAAUGCUUAAUGGAGUAACGCACCAUUAUUAUGACGUAUAUUGUGACAUGCGCAGUGGAAUAUCCUGGAUCAUGACAGGAAGUGCCUAUCACAGUAUAUAAUUCUAGUAACAUAUUUCAUUAUGAAUUAGUCUUGUAAAUGUUUAUGAAAUCUUAUAAAACUAUUUUAACGCAAGUUAAUAUAUACAAUUUUAUGCUUACUAAAAUGUGCAUUAAUGGUUGUAUAAUAUGUUUUUGGAACUUUAUCGAUACAUAUAUCUUUACAGUGGAAUCACACAGAUAGUGAUAGUGUGUGUUGACAGGCUAUAUAUACCAUUAAUUUGGAUUAUAUGCAAUACUUAUGCGAGUGUGCCUUGGCAGUAUAGUUGAGAUGGUCGUUAGCUGGUUAAGAAUACAUCAGAAUAAACACUGUAUUUCUACCAUGUUCAAUAAUAGGACAGUUAAAAUGUAUGUGCUACACCUCGUGCCAGUUAAAACAGCACCAGGAAACGUAUCCAAUACAAAAUUCUCGAAUCCGUAAUUGGGUUACAGUAAAACCAUAUUUUAAUUUACGACACUCGGGUGUGUACCUGUAGUUUUUAGUGGUCCAUCAUAUAGACAGUUCAUUCCCACAAAGGUAGUUUAAAUGCAGCUACUUUCGGCAUGUUCGUUUGGGGUUUUAAAUGCCUAGAAAGUGUCCCGACUAUAUAACGCUGGGUACAGGCGUGAACUGUGCACAUUGGUAUAAAGACGCCCUUGGGCAGUGUAAUUCACCAUGCAUGCUAUUAAGGUUCUUUAAAAAUCGUUUAUUUUGAUAUUGAAUGAUUCAACAAUUGGAUAUGUUGAAUGUUUUAUUUUCGAAACCGAUAUGUCGCCUUCAAACAUAUGCAGCUAUAUGUGUAAUUUGGGGAUCAUUUCGUAACUAAAGCAAUUAAUGAAAAAAUGAUGUCUGGAAAUUUAAUUUUGAGUGUUCUGUGUUUAGUUUAUCUGUUUCCCCCUUUUUCAAAAACGGACGUCACAGCAAAGUACAUAUACUAGUAACACUAAAUUCCCUUAAAAUAGACGUCAUAGCAAAGGUACAUAUACUUGUAUAAGUAAAAAUAAAUUCCCUUAAACUGGACGUCACAAUAAAGAUACAUAUACUAAUUACACAUUCUAAAUUCCCUAAAAUUGACACCAAAUGGAAAUAUAUUUUCUGUCAGAAUGGCUCUUUAAUGAACCCGUUCUGUCUCGCGUUUUUCGCACAGAAAGGUAUAGACUGCACGUGUCUCUGCAUUAAUUAACGUCAGUGAUAGGCAGCCAAUAUUUGUGUAGUAUUAAGGUGUCCUGGGUAUAGCCGGCCAAUAUUUGGGUAGCACUAAGUAGUCCUGGAUAUGACCCUCCAUUCAACGCCCCCUCCACACUUUAGUACCAAACUUUAAUGUCGCUGUUUGUCUUUAAGAUGAGUACACGAAUAAUGAUAAGUCAAACAAAAAUGUUAUGGUUGGUCGCGUCGAACUUAGUGUACUUUAGAGAGAUUCCUCGGGGCUUAAUCAGCUAUGGAACCCACUGUAGUAUGAAAAUGGGUGAUACUGAUGAAGUGUGGCAUUGAAUGAUGAAGAAAUAUGUCAUGAGAUGUUGAUGAAAUGUGACAUGGGAUGAUGAAGUGUGACAUCGGAUGAUGAAGUGUGUCAUGGGAUGAUGAAGUGUGGCAUGGGAUGAUGAUAAGUGUGACAAGGGAUGUGAUGAAGUGAGACAUGGGAUGUGAUGAAGAGUGACACGGGAUGUUGAUGAAGUGUGUCAUGGGAUGAUGAUGAAGUGUGACACGGGAUGAUGAUGAAGUGUGGCAAGGGAUGUUGAUGAAGUGUGGCAUGGGAUGUUGAUGAAGUGUGUCAUGGGAUGAUGAUGAAGUGUGACAUGGGAUGAUGAAGUGUGUCAUGGGAUGUGAUGAAGUGUGACAUGGGAUGAUGAUGAAGUGUGGCAAGGGAUGUUGAUGAAGUGUGACAUGGGAUGUGAUGAAGUGUGACAUGGGAUGUUGAUGAAGUGUGUCAUGGGAUGAUGAUGAAGUGUGACAUGGGAUGAUGAAGUGUGUCAUGGGAUGUGAUGAAGUGUGACAUGGGAUGAUGAAGUGUGACAUCGGAUGAUGAAGUGUGUCAUGGGAUGAUGAUGAAGUGUGUCAUGGGAUGAUGAUGAAGUGUAACAUGGGAUGAUGAAGUGUGUCAUGGGAUGCGAUGAAGUGUGACAUGGGAUGUUGAUGAAGUGUGUCAUGGGAUGAUGAUGAAGUGUGACAUGGGAUGAUGAAGUGUGUCAUGGGAUGUGAUGAAGUGUGACAUGGGAUGAUGAAGUGUGACAUUGGAUGAUGAAGUGUGUCAUGGGAUGAUGAUGAAGUGUGACAUGGGAUGAUGAAGUGUGACAUCGGAUGAUGAAGUGUGUCACGGGAUGAUGAUGAAGUGUGACAUGGGAUGAUGAAGUGUGACAUCGGAUGAUGAAGUGUGUCAUGGGAUGAUGAUGAAGUGUGACAUGGGAUGAUGAAGUGUGACAUCGGAUGAUGAAGUGUGUCAUGGGAUGAUGAUGAAGUGUGACAUGGGAUGAUGAAGUGUGACAUCGGAUGAUGAAGUGUGUCAUGGGAUGAUGAUGAAGUGUGACAUGGGAUGAUGAAGUGUGACAUCGGAUGAUGAAGUGUGGCAUGGGAUGAUGAUGAAGUGUGACAUGGGAUGAUGAUGAGUGUGACAAGGGAUGAUGAAGUGUGACACGGGAUGUGAUGAAGUGUGACAUGGGAUGAUGAAGUGUGUCAUGGGAUGAUGAAGUGUGACAUCGGAUGAUGAAGUGUGUCAUGGGAUGAUGAUGAAGAGUGACACGGGAUGUGAUGAAGUGUGACAUGGGAUGAUGAAGUGUGUCAUGGGAUAAUGAUAAGUGUGACAAGGGGUGUGAUGAAGAGUGACAUGGGAUGUGAUGAAGUGUGACACGGGAUGUGAUGAAGUGUGACAUGGGAUGUUGAUGAAGUAUGCCAUGGGAUGAUGAAGUGUGUCAUGGGAUGAUGAUAAGUGUGACAAGGGAUGUGAUGAAGAGUGACAUGGGAUGUGAUGAAGUGUGACACGGGAUGUGAUGAAGAGUGACAUGGGAUGUGAUGAAGAGUGACAUUGGAUGUGAUGAAGUGUGACAUGGGAUGAUGAUGAAGUGUGGCAUGGGAUGAUGAUGAAGUGUGACAUGGGAUGAUGAUGAUGAAGUGUGACACGGGAUGUGAUGAAGUGUGACACGGGAUGUGAUGAAGUGUGACACGGGAUGUGAUGAAGUGUGACACGGGAUGUGAUGAAGUGUGACAUGGGAUGAUUAAGUAUGCCAUGGGGUGAUGAAGUGUGUCAUGGGAUGUGAUGAAGUGUGACACGGGAUGUGAUGAAGUAUGCCAUGUGAUGAUGAUGAAGUGUGACACGGGAUGUGAUGAAGUAUGCCAUGUGAUGAUGAUGAAGUGUGACAUGGGAUGAUGAUGAAGUGUGACACAGGAUGAUGAUGAAGUGUGACAUGGGAUGACGAUGAAGUGUGACAUGGGAUGUGAUGAAGUGUGACACGGGAUGUGACAUCAGUGUGACGAUAAGAUUUAAUCGUCCAGUGAAAACCCGUGAAUGUAAGUUACGUCGUGAUUUAAGAAGUGUGUAUGCGUGUGAUAUCGGGGAUUAUUAAUAGCAUAUCGUUUGAGAUGUCUAAAAGCCAUGAGAAACGACAAUAAAAAACUGAUUAAACAAAUCAGAUGUGACAAAAAUAUUGUAAGACAUGCGUGGAAAGAGAGAGAAGAAAUUUUGAAAUACAUGCUUUGAUUAUUUACAGAGAAUUUGGUGCAAGUAAAUGUUGUGUAAUAGAUAUUUUGUGUUCAUUUUAUAAGAUAAAAAAUAAAUCUUGAUAAUACAUAAAUCAG